Messenger RNA from Macrobrachium nipponense, 848 nucleotides. RefSeq lists its product as uncharacterized. Bases 116 to 505 code for a protein of 129 amino acids. The transcript has 3 exons. Lineage: Eukaryota; Metazoa; Arthropoda; Malacostraca; Decapoda; Palaemonidae. The record is from RefSeq and is a predicted model, not a curated record.
UCGAUAUAAGGGGAAGGGCUCGUCUGUUGGGUCACCAUUCCCCUUUGAGAAGCGGUCAAGAGAGGAUCUCAGUCUUAGUCUUUAUUGCGAUCUGAAUUUUCACUAGAGAAAGAAAAUGGCAUCAAAUUCGCUCGCCCCACUGCUCUUCCAAGGCCUUCAGCAAGGUCUGAAGAACGUCGACCUCAGGAGCCUUACAGGCGGCCUCGACCUGAAGAGUCUCGUGACGGGUCUGGACGUGAAGACCGUCAGCUGGGUCGCUCUCAUCGUCGUGGCUCUGAUCUUCAUCUACGACCUGUGGAAGAAAUCAUCCGGGCAUGAUGCCACCGCCUUAGCCGUCUCAGCUGCUGAUUACUGGCAGGACAACAGGGAUCAGUUCACUUAUGAUCCUUAUUAUCGCGGAAGCAGGUCACUGGAACCCUUGACCGAAGUCCUUGACGCCCUUGCUGACUCAGUGAAGAAAUGGGAAAGCACCCAGCAGGCAACUGUGAGAAACCGCUCACGUUAAACUUUGGAAAAGGAGCAGGAUAAUGAGAAUGGCUGGACCUCUCAUUUAUCCUGCCUCCAAGCAAUAGGAAUAAGGGAAGACCACUUGACCUCACCUGAUUCCAAAGAAUGGAAGAACUGGUCGUUUUUGCUUCAUCUACUUCGAAUAAUGAAGUCGAACUGCAAAUGCUCCCUGCAGUCACAAUGAUUCUUGUUGCUGAUAGGAGCAGUUAUUGUGCCAUGGAAAUUGCUCAUCAUUUGUCAUUGUUUUAACUUUCAUAUGUCAUUUCAAAGUUGCUAAAAGGAGUUCUGUUCGAAUUUUUACUUGUUUUGUUUUACAUUUUUAAUAAACAAAGUAUGCGCUA